Molecule: messenger RNA, 832 nt
Organism: Rhinichthys klamathensis goyatoka
Lineage: Eukaryota; Metazoa; Chordata; Actinopteri; Cypriniformes; Leuciscidae
Product: rano class II histocompatibility antigen, A beta chain-like
Exons: 5
Coding region: 1-750 (249 amino acids)
Biological process (GO): positive regulation of T cell activation; antigen processing and presentation of exogenous peptide antigen via MHC class II; peptide antigen assembly with MHC class II protein complex
Cellular component (GO): membrane; MHC class II protein complex
Molecular function (GO): MHC class II protein complex binding
Source: RefSeq, a predicted model, not a curated record
AUGUUUUUAGCAAAGCUUUUAGUUUUUAUUAUCAUACUGAUCACUGGGACAGAUGGUUAUCAUGCCUCUAUACUGUUCCAAUGCACCUACAUUUCUCGUGAUCUUAGUGAUGUGGAACUCAUUUAUUCAAUUUCCUUUAAUAAAGCUGUGCAAAUACAAUUCAACAGCACUUUUGGAAAGUUUCUAGGGUUUACUGAGAUUGGAGUGAAACAUGCACACUUGAGCAACAACGAUCCACAAAUCUUGUCGGAUAUAAGCAAUUUGGUAAAUGUGUGCAAACAUUAUGGAGAAAUUGGUUACCCAGCCAUUGUUGAUAAAUUUGUGCAACCCAAGAUAAAGCUUAGGUCAAUGAAACUGGUUGGUAGAAGCUCUCCUGCUGUGUUGGUAUGCAGUGCAUAUGACUUCUACCCCGAACAAAUUAAAGUGUCCUGGCUGAGAGAUGGUAGAGAGAUGACCACUGAUGCAAUGUCUACUGAGGAGCUGGCUGAUGGGGACUGGUACUACCAGAUCCACUCCCAUCUUGAAUAUACUCCCAAACCUGGAGAGAAGAUCUCCUGUAUGGUGGAUCAUGGCAGCUUAAUUAAACCCAUGAUCAUCGACUGGGACCCCUCUAUCUCUGAGUCUGACAGGAAUAAAAUCGCUAUUGGAUCCUCUGGUCUGGUGCUGGGAAUCAUCAUUGCAACUGCUGGAUUCAUUUACUACAAGAAAAAAAUCAGCAGGUCAACAACACAUCGGUGGUCUCUUAUCUGAACCGUCAGGGGGGUCUGCGGUCGCGUCCGCUUUGCAAGCUGGCGCACCAGAUCCUCCUGUGGUCUCUGGGGAAGGUACUCUC